This is a messenger RNA of Danaus chrysippus (African queen), 2736 nucleotides long. Lineage: Eukaryota; Metazoa; Arthropoda; Insecta; Lepidoptera; Nymphalidae. The record is from the annotation of a GenBank genome assembly.
AUGCCAUUACUUCGUGCUAGCGAUCAUAUGUGCAUUGAAAUGAAGGAUGAUAGGUUCUUAGACACGGCUAUCAUCAAAGGGAAUGCCGUGGUGGAAACACAUAAACGCAUUAGAAAAGAGAGAGCAAAAGAUUUGUACUCCAGAAAUCCACAAUUAAAGGAUAUUCAGGGCGCUGAGGACUUCAUUGCCACUACUCGGAAAGACGAGAACACAAGUGAAAUAACAUUCGUCAGACCUAUUCACGUCCCCUUACACAGGGCGGUUGUGCUUUUUCGCAGCGCUUGUCACUUGUGCGGCGGGGGUGGGGGCUGCGGGCGGCUGGGACCGACACUGCGGGCGUCGGGAUCUGGCGUCCGGGCGCCGCGUUGCCAUGACAACGACACCAGCCCUCCUCUCGCCCCCCCUCCCACAGCCACCGACCCUUCCCCCCCAAACACCCCCACCCGAAACCACCCUUAUAAACAACGACACACGGCCCACGAUUGCUCACUUAUAUACCAACGUUACAUAAGACACGGACAAAAGAGCAUUUACGAUACACCAACUGUAGACGUAGAAGACUGUUACGUCACACUUUCCAAAAAAAGAAAAGAAAUUCUGGACGACUCUAAAGAAUCUGAUCGAAUAGUUGGAAAUGAAAAGAAAUUGAAACUAGAUGUAUCUGAAGCUGUGGUCGGCGUUGUAACCGAAUCACACUGUGAGAAUCAAAUGACAGUAACCAAAGACGUACAAUGUAACAGCAGUAGUUUGGGUGAUGGUUUCAGUGAUAAGGAGAUGCUAGAGAACCUCCAAGUGCAAGUAUCGAUGAUGGUUGAUUGCAGUCUUCCCAUUAUAUACUACGGAGCCAGAACACACAAACAGCUGGAACAAGUGGUCCAAGAAUUCUCAAAGACUGUUUACGCUGAGAACGCAUUAAUGACUAUACUAUCGAGCAGAGAGCACAGCUGUAUUAAAGACUUUGAUAGCAGCAGAUGGCCGUCGAAAAACGACAUGUGCCGAGGCUGCACCAAGAACCAGAAUAGCAGUGAUAGCGAAACAAGCUGCGUUUACUACGACAACCACAAAAUACUCAAGCACAGUACAUUGCCAAAAGCUUUUAGUCUAGACACUCUGGUUUCUGUGGGUAGAAAGAAAAAAGCGUGCCCCUACUACGCAGCAAGAAAAAUGGCUUCAGUUGCCCACAUCGUGUUCUGCCCUUACAGCUACUUGAUUGAACCUGCGAUUAGGAAAAGUAUGCAAAUAAAUCUUGAGAACAAUGUCGUCAUAAUAGACGAAGGUCAUAAUAUAGAGGAUAUGUGCCGUGAGGCGGCUAGCUUCACAUUCACUAAGUUACAAAUGGAAAAUGCACUUAAGGAGAUGAAAGCGGCGUCCAGCUUCCGUUUCGCAAACAACGAUGCCAUAGACUACAUAACGUACUUACAAACAUCUCUAGAAGAAUGGUGUUUAUGGUUUGCAAAUCAGAAGCCGUUGUUAGACAACCAACCUAGAAACGAAGCUGUGUCGGAAUACGCUUGGGACGUUGAUCGGUUCGUAGAAACUCUGAACAAUCACAAUAUAGGCCAAACACAAUAUCCUGAAUUCAACAAACACGCUGGUAUAUUCUGUAAGAAGUUUCGUGAUGAUCCUCGCCUCCUUGUUGGAAUCACUCAAAGUACAAACACCGUCAUAGAAAACUUAGACACAGUCCUGGGUUAUUUGUUUCGUAAUUCCGGUACAUGCAUGGACGACUACAAACCCAUUUUGGUGCGCAAAAUAGAAACAUAUGACGCCAACUACAACCAAAAUUGGAGGAAAUCUAAUUUUGAACAGAAAGUUCUACCCGAGUCCAUAUCAUUGACUCUAUGCUGUUUAAACCCAGCGGUGUUAUUUUCUUCGGUGUUAUCAUCACGUUGUGUGGUCCUCGCUUCUGGUACACUCACACCUAUGACCAGUUUACACUCGGAACUCGGCACGCGGUUCACACACACCGUGAGCCCGCCACACGUCAUACCUAGGGAUCGAGUGUGGGUAGGAUCACUCAAGUCUGGUAAGUCGGGAGAGCAGAUAUGUUGCACCAGUAAGUAUACGAGCAUAUCAAACGUACAAGACGACUUGGGUGAGGCGGUGUACGAUGUGUGUGACGUCACGCCGCACGGUGUACUUUGCUUCCUACCCUCCUACCGUGUAAUGAACCUGCUUCUUAAAAGGUGGCGUAGUUCGCGUUUAUUGGAGAGAUUGAAGGCAAAGAAACAUGUCUUCAUUGAGAGUAAUAACAUGAAGACUCACAUGCAAAUAAUGAAGGAAUUCGAUAAUUGCGUGGGAACAGAUAGAGGGGCGUUACUACUGGCUGUGUACCGCGGUAAGGUAGCUGAAGGCAUGGACUUCAAAGAUCACCAGGCUAGAGCUGUUAUAGCUGUAGGUGUUCCAUACCCCAAUAAAGACACGGCUGUAGAUGAAAAAAUGAAGUACAACGACAAAUAUUCGAAAAAAAGGAAUCUGUUGAAUGGACGGGAAUGGUUGAAAAUACAGGCUUAUAGGGCUUUGAACCAAGCCGUGGGCAGGGUUGUACGUCAUAUCGGCGACUGGGGCGGAGUCCUACUGGUUGAUUCUCGUUACCAAGAACCAGAGUACAGUGAGCAUCUUGCUAAGUGGGUCAAGGAAAUUUUAGGUGAAAACCACCACGACUUCAACUCUUUGUUCACAAGCGACGCCGGUUUAAGAGCGUUCAUGGAAAGAAUGAAGAAUGAAGACAUAUGA